Anolis carolinensis (green anole) is the source of this 3204-nucleotide messenger RNA. RefSeq lists its product as uncharacterized. The record is from RefSeq and is a predicted model, not a curated record. The transcript is spliced from 20 exons. Bases 177 to 2120 code for a protein of 647 amino acids. Lineage: Eukaryota; Metazoa; Chordata; Lepidosauria; Squamata; Anolidae. Gene Ontology annotation, biological process: steroid catabolic process. Gene Ontology annotation, cellular component: cytosol. Gene Ontology annotation, molecular function: estradiol 17-beta-dehydrogenase [NAD(P)+] activity.
GAAAACUUGGGUGUGGGCAGGGGCUUCUAGGAACUUUAACAUAAAGGUCAGCACGUGGGAACUGAUUUGCUUACUCUAAUGAGCUGCACCUUCCAAACCUGGCUUCCCUAUCCCUACUUUAAUAAAAUCCAAACAAUUUGAAUUCUAGCAUUUCAGCUGGCCGUAUCUGGACUCCAAUGCAGGAAUGGGUUGCAAACCAACAACCUGAUCCAGAGGCAGCAAUCCAGGAAAGCAAAGAUUAUCAGAAGAUCGGCUGGAUGUCGGAAACAUCAGGCAGAACUGCAAGAGGAGCUGAGAUGGCAACUGGGCUGCGGUAUCCCGGCAAGGUGGUCAUAGUAACUGGGGGCACACGGGGCAUCGGUGAAGCGAUUGUCAGAGAAUUUGCCCACCAAGGAGCCAAAGUGGUGUUCUGUGCCCCAGAACGCGAAGAAGAACAGGGGAAGAAGAUUGUGCAGGAAUUGGAGUUUUGUGGGGGCCCUGGGGAAGUUUACUUCCAGAUCUGUGAUGUUCGCUGUGAAAAAGCUAUUCAGAAUCUGGUUGCUGUGACCAUUGAACUUUAUGGACGCCUUGACUGCUUGGUGAACAAUGCUGGAAUCGCUUCCCGUUCAAAACCAAUCGAUAACAUCACUACAGAAGAAUUCCAAAAUGUCAUGGACACCAAUGUUGUCGGCUGCUUCUUGGCAUCUAAGUAUGCUCUGCCUUACCUCCGAAAAACAAAAGGGAACAUCAUCAACAUUGCCAGUCUUUUGCAUAUUACUGGGGCCAAGCACACAGUGCCCUAUGUCUCAAGCAAGGGUGCUAUAAGUGCGAUGACAAAAUCCCUGGCUAUUGAUGAGAGCAAAUAUUGUGUCCGAGUCAACAGCAUUUCACCCGGCAUGAUCUGGACUCAACUGCAGGAAUGGGUUCUAAACCAACAACCUGAUCCAGAGGCAGCAAUCCAGGAAAGCAAAGAAUAUCAGCUUUUGGGACGGAUGGGGACUCCUGCAGAGAUUGCGAAGGUUGCCCUGUUCCUUGCUGCCGAUGCCACAUUCUGCACAGGACUUGACCUUGUGGCCAGUGGUGGAGCUGAGCUUGGCUUUGGCCGUAAGAGUCAAGUUGCUUCUGGAUGUGGCUCUAAAAACUACAGCCAGCAGCUAAUACAGCCUAUGAGAAUAAUGCACUGGAAGUUGUUUUGGUGCCCCAUUCCAACCACAUCCUUCAACCCAGAGCUGUGCCAAGGAAUAGUUCCCAUGACAUUCCCUGAUAUUGUCUGGAUGCAGGAAACAUCAAGCAAAACUGCAAGAGGAGCUGAGAUGGCAACUGGGCUGCGGUAUCCCGACAAAGUGGUCAUAGUAACCGGGGGCACCCGCGGCAUCGGUGAAGGCAUUGUCAGAGAAUUUGUCCACCAAGGAGCCAAAGUGGUGUUCUGUGCCCCAGAAUGUGAAGAAGAACAGGGGAAGAAGAUUGUGCAAGAAUUUGACUUUUGUGGGGGCCCUGGGGAAGUUUACUUCCAGAUCUGCAAUGUUCGCUGUGAAAAAGCUAUUCAGAAUCUGGUUGCUGUGACCAUUGAACUUUAUGGACGCCUUGACUGCCUGGUGAACAAUGCUGGAGUCCAUCCUAGUUAUAAAACAAUUGAUAACACAACUACAGAAGAAUUCCAUGAAGUCAUGGACAUCAAUGUGGUCGGCUACUUCUUGACAUCUAAGUAUGCGCUGCCUUACCUCCGAAAAACAAAAGGGAAUAUCGUCAACAUUUCCAGCAUUGUCAAUAUUAUUGGGGACAGGCAAUCUCUAGCCUAUGUCUCAAGCAAGGGUGCUAUUAGUACAAUGACAAAAGCCCUGGCCAUCGAUGAGAGCAAAUAUUGUGUCCGAGUCAACAGCAUUUCACCAAGCAAUACCUGGACUCCAGCAUGGGCAAGGGAGGCAAACGAAUCACCCAAUCCAGAGGCAACGAUCCAGCAAGGCAAAGAUGCUCAGCUUAUGGGACGAUUUGGGACCCCUGCAGAGAUUGCGAAGGCUGCCCUGUUCCUUGCUGCUGAUGCCACAUUCUGCACAGGAUUUGACCUUGUGGCCAGUGGUGGCGCUGAGCUUGGCUUUGCCCAUAAGAGCCCAUUUACUCCUGGAUGUGGCUCUAAAAACUAGUAGAGUCAACCAGGAUGGGAAGAUGCAGUGGCUACAAGCGUGAAUGCCCAUCUAUUUGAUUUCCACCUCACAAGGUAGUUAUAUCCAUGCAUUGUAGCCCAUGCAGAAAAGUGUGGGAGGAUUCAUGCCUCCGUCUAAAUGUUUGACUAUAACUCCCAGAAGCCAUCAGCUAAUACAGCCUAUGAAAAGAAAGCACUUGAUGUUGUAGUCCAGCGACAUCUGGAGGUUCCUGAGUAAUCAUGAUGUACAGAGAUGUAAUACAUUCAGAAUUGAAGCUGCCUUGCCCCAGGGCUCCCUUUCUGUUUUGGAAAGCAGAAUGCCAACAGAUACAGCUUUUCCAAUUUGCAUUUUCCAUAUAAGACGACCAAAAUGCUUUUGGAAUUCUAGAUCUGUGGUUUCCAGCAUUUAAUCCUUCAGUUGUUUUGGUGUGCCAUUCCAACCACAUCCUUCAACCCAGAGCUUUGCCAAGGAAUAGUUCCCUUCGAUAACAUUCCCAGAUUGGAACGUAGGUAUAAGAUUUAGCAAAUUGCCCCCAAAUUUGGACUGUAAAAUCCACUUCCAAGAGACCUGCCUCCCACAUCAAAAAAGGUCAAGAGACCCAGAAUGGUGCAAAUUGGAUGACCUAUCCUGUUGGAAUAGCUGCCUGAAUAGCAAAGGGAAAUGCUGCUAAAUAUUGGGGGCAUAGGAAAAGUGUGAGGAAUGUUCAGUCUCUGGAUAAAUACUUUUUCCCACCCAAGGAAAUGAUGGCAAUUUCCCCUUGAUAUUGUAAUGCUAACAACAAACAUGUCUUCUCAUUUACAGUAUGAACAAUUUCAAUUUGUAUACUCCAUGAACAUUUAAUGCUGCAUAUUUCAACAGCAACACAGAUGACUCACCCUCACUCUCCAUUUGUCCUGCCCCAAUCUUUGAUGUGCGGAUUGAUAUUCUUAGGAUUAUACCCCUUUCUCAGAUUUCAGGCCCCUUCCUGGUAUUUUCCUUUUCCUUUCUUCUCCCCAAAAUGAGCUUAGAAUAGCUAAAGGAAGGAUCCAAGUCUCUUUUCUAUCUGCUAUGUAGUUCUCUUGAAUAAAGCUUUUUGUAACUUUAA